GAGUCGCUCUCUCCACUGCUGCUCUCCAUCCAUCUGUGUCUGCCUUUUACUCUCUCUUUCUCUCUCCAUCACUCCCCUGAUCUUCCUUCUUUCUUCUCUUCUCUACACUUAUUUCCUCUCUUCCUCUCUUCAUCUCUUCCUCAGUGUUUUCCUCCUCUCUAUAACCCCACUACUCUUCCUCUCUACUCACGUCCUCCUGAGUGCAGCACCUGUGCAGACUGGAGUUUGUCGGGCCGAAGCAGAAGGCUUUUUUUUUAUUUGUGUGAGUCGAAGAGGGGAGGGAGGGGAGACAACACCCAGGAACACCUGACCAACAUUUCAUCAAGAUAUGUGGAGACUUAGGAACUGAUCUCCUCCUCCAGCUUUUCUUUAGGUGUGUGUUUAUCUGUUUUUUAAUUGCAACACCUGGAAUGCUUAACCUGGACUGAUGGAUGUUUCCGAACUGUGCAUCCCUGACGCUCUCUGCUACCACAACCAGUUGUUAAACAGAAUGCCCUCUGAGGACAGACACCUAUCAUCCAGCUGUGGGUCUUACGUCAAAACCGAGCCAUCCAGUCCUUCCUCUUCGCUCGUAGACACCGGCAGUCACCACAGUCCCAGCGGAAAUUCCGACGCCAGUGGCGGCUACAUAAACGGCAGACACACGCACGCCCUCGACUCUCCGCCAAUGUUCAACCCAGGCAUGCUGGGAGGUGGCGCCGCCUGCCUACGCCGCUACGAGGAGUGCGCCGGCGUGGUGGACGACUCGCCGAUCAAGUGCGAGUACAUGCUCAAUACCAUCCCCAAGAGGCUGUGCCUGGUGUGUGGUGACAUUGGCUCGGGGUACCACUACGGGGUGGCCUCCUGUGAGGCCUGCAAAGCCUUCUUCAAAAGGACGAUACAAGGGAAUAUUGAGUACAGCUGUCCGGCCACCAACGAAUGUGAGAUCACCAAAAGGAGACGCAAGUCGUGCCAGGCCUGCCGCUUCAUGAAAUGUCUUAAAGUUGGCAUGUUGAAAGAGGGUGUACGUCUGGACCGGGUGAGAGGGGGGAGACAGAAGUACAAGCGGAGGUUGGACGCAGAGAACAGCGCCUACCUCGGCCUCAGCAUGGCCCCUCCUGCCAAAAAGCCACUGACGAAGAUCGUUUCCCAUCUGUUGGUGGUGGAGCCGGAGAAGAUCUAUGCCAUGCCCGACCCCACCAUGCCCGAUGGAGACAUCAAGGCCCUGACCACGCUGUGCGACCUGGCCGACCGCGAACUGGUGGUCAUCAUCGGCUGGGCCAAACAUAUCCCAGGUUUUUCCACUCUCUCGCUGGCAGACCAGAUGAGUCUACUGCAGAGCGCCUGGAUGGAGAUCCUGGUGCUGAGCAUCGUGUUUCGCUCGCUGCCCUGCGAGGACGAGAUAGUAUACGCAGAGGACUACGUGGUGGACGAGGAGCAGGCGAGGGUCUCAGGCCUGCUGGACCUGCACGUCGCCAUCCUGCCGCUGGUGCGACGCUACAAGAAGCUGCGCAUGGAGAAGGAAGAGUUCGUCACGCUCAAAGCCAUCGCACUCGCCAACUCAGACUCCAUGCACAUAGAGAACAUCGAGGCCGUCCAGAGGCUCCAGGACUCCCUCCACGAGGCUCUGCAGGACUUUGAGGGCCAGCAUCCGGAGGACCCCAGGCGGGCGGGCAAGUUGCUGAUGACCCUUCCUCUGCUCCGGCAGACCGCCACCAAGGCCGUGCAGCACUUCUACAGCAUCAAAAUGCAGGGCAAAGUCCCCAUGCACAAACUAUUCCUCGAGAUGUUGGAGGCCAAGGCUUGACACCCGGGCUAGAUGUUUGACAGACAGCUGCAUCACCCAACGGGAGGCGAGGGACAGCCCAUAAAAAAUAAUAAGGUGGUGUGCCAAUUGACAAAGAGAGGAUGAAGCGUGGACUACUGAGUCAUUUUAACACUUUUAAUGGUAAUAAACAUAACAGGAAAAGGGACUAGAAAUGGUUUAAAAAGGAUGAAUAUCAACUUGAUUGACAUGGGAUCAUGAGGAUGUAUAUAAAGACGUUCUGUACAGAAAUCAGGCAACUGAGGUCUUGUUAUAACCAGAGGCCCUUUGCUCUAUAUCACCUGAAGCUUCUGUGAAUUUGUUUCUUAUCUUAUUUUCAUCUCAAAACAAAGCGUGUUAAUAUAAAUGUCCUAAAGAACUGUACGGCCACGUAGCCACAUUAAGUGUUUUUGUUUCUCUCAUAUUUUCGAAUCUCAGCUGUUAAAGCAAUAGUCUCUAACUGGUCUACAUAUAAUAUGUGUACUGUAUAUUGUGUGAAAUUGCACUGGGCAGGGGCGAGAAUUGUUAGACAUAUUCUUAUAUUCGUCUGCAAAGAAAGUGGUACUGUGGGAUUCUCGAUUUCCUCGUAAUAUAUUUACCUCGUAGUAGCUUCAUCGACUCAGUUUUAGUCAACUUGGUGCUUUCAGAGGGACAAUGGUUGGCCGGUGAUCACAGUUCACAAAGAGUUUGCACUAAGCAUCGGUGGAUAAAUGGCAAUAAUGGGUAUUGUUCUAGCCAGCUCCGAGCCUCAGUCAGUGUUUUUUUCUUAUUAACACUAAACCCCCUCCUCAAUUCUCUGUUCAGUGUUAUACAUUAAUAUUGGAAACUAAGCAUACUGUGAAAAAAACACAAGAUAAGCUAUAUUUGUGCGGAGAGCUUUUAAACCGUAUGGCUUGUUAAAGAAAAGUUUAUUUAAUUGAAAUCAAUUACAGAAACAUCUAUGCAAUUGAAUGCAAUCUAAAACGCUCUGUAAUGAAACCUGAUAGCCCUGCAAUAAAUACUACCAUUGUGAAGUUUAUUUAAUGUUCACUCUGUGUCACAUAGGUGCUGAUUCAACUCUAAAUGUAGAGGCCGUAGUUUGUGACGGUGCGGUAUUAGAUUGCAUUAUGUUGUGUAGGUUUUGCUUAGGUUCUAUGCUCAAACAACAAAUGUCACUUUGUUGAUGGUAUUAUUUUCAGUUUAUCUUUUGUUCAUUUUAAGUCCUGUGUGAUACCAAAGUCUACGUGUUAGCUUCAUCUAAACUUAAAAACAUAUUUUGAUCCUGUAUUUUGUUCUCGGUGUGAACGACAGGGGAAAUAUCGUGGCCCCUGAGGGUGAAAACUUUUAAAUAUGACUCAAAUAUUUUUCAUUGUCAUUUAUAAAUAACAAAACCGUAACUUCUUUAUGAAGGCUGGGUAAAUAUUUGGCAUAAUCCUUCUGAAACGCACCCAUACAUAAGCUUCCAUUAGAGAUGUUUUGGUUUGCAACUACACACAAUAUUCAUAGCUUAAGCUUUACAGAUAAUUUAUAUUAUCUCAUAAUUGUGAGCUAUCGUGAGCUAUCUUUAGGGUGGCAAGAUCAAAAGAAAUAAUGCAAUUUUCUUUUUUUCACUUGAGAGUUUUGAGUCUCUUUGUCUUCGUGUUUGUUCAAAAGUAAUCUGGCAGCCUGUUAAACAAUAUAAUGACACUUUCUGAGAAUAACUUGAAUUACUGUUACAUUUGUAUUUGAUCAGCUCUCAGAUUACAGCUUUCUGUCAGUCUGUAUCUUCAAAAAUGAUUUUGCUCAUCAUUCAAAAGGGCACUCUGUCCAUUUCUACAAACACUGACACAGGUUCAACUAUAUACAUUCUAAACCAGUUGCCAAAUUAUUAAAAUAAAUCUAUCAGAAUUAAGUGAUUGCAAUAAACGUAUUAUCAUAAGUUCAAAAUAUAACAAUAAUCAGCUGCUGUAGGACUUUAGUGAGACAGAUAUUGUCCCUUACGAACACUUUGAAGCAGCCGUUAAUCUAAAGUGUUUUAAAGUGCAAUUAGCUUCUGCCCAAACAAGAAGAAAACAUAAAGCCAAGUAAAUAAGACGUUCGCCACUUGAAAUGAUCCCCACAGGAACAGACGCUAUUGAUUCACUGUAAUGUGAUGCAUAGAUAAAUAUAACCCAAUACAGUAGAGGAUACAAUUCCCAUGAUGCACUUCCCUAAUGAGUAACCAGCUAAUUCAUCCCCAAAUAAAUUGAGGGAUGAGUCUCCGCUGUACAGAAGCAAACCAAAGCGUAAAUAUCUUAAAGUUUAUAAAACUGCAUUUUGAGCCAGCCAGACCAUUGUGGUUGUUAACAGUAUACUAAUGUGUUAUACAUUAAACCUUUUAAAACUUUUAAACCUUUUAUUCUCCUUAUCAUCCAGUCUGUUAUUUUUUUGUACCGUCCUUUAAUCCUACGAUGGUGGGGAUGACCGCUAAACAAGCUGAAGACCUUUUUUCUUUUUUGUUUAGUCUAUAUGUCGAUUAGACAUCUGUCACUUUGUCGAUAUAAGACACCGUGUGAAGUAAGAGAUGAAACUACCGAUGUUUUUCAUGUUACCAUGGUUAAAGGAGACUGUUUCUGGCCAAAAGCUUGACCACAACAUGCAAACUGACCUUCUCUCCUCUUCUUCACGUACCUCCUCUGUGCACUUUGAAGAAGGAUAAUUGUUUCCUAACUUUCCCUUCUUCUCAAAUGAACAUGAGAAAAUAAAAGAAAAAUGCCUAAUUUAUUUUCAGAGUUCUAAAACGGUUCUACUACAUCCAAUUAAUUCUAAUUGUCUCCUAAGCUGAAAUUCUCAAUAGAAAUGGAGCAAUUAAAUGUCUGCUUUGGCUCUACCUUGGGGACGAGAGACAUUUUAUUUCGGUUGACGGCGGGGAGGGUUUGUCUAAACCUUUACAAAGGCGAUUUCAUGGGUGUCUGUAAUAGUUUCAUAACAGAGCGAUCACUGGGCUAUGCAAGGCAAAUAUGGCCACCUAAGUUCCCUUGUGUUGUGGAGCAUCAGACGGACAUUUAGCUGUGCUUUGUUUACAACGUGGGCAUACUGUACAGAGCUGUACGCCGCAAAUGUAUUGUGCAUAUUUCACCAUACUAUACUGUAGCUGCUGUGCAUUGAUAUUACGAUGAUUGUUUGUUUCAUUUGCCCGUUAAUGAAUUUUUCAUAAUGUAUCAGCAACUUCAACACACAUUUAGGGCCCACCUGAAUAGCUGUGUAAUAUAAAUCACUGUAUUGAGUCUGUUAUAUUUGGUCUAAGGUGGGAUGUUUUUUUUCUUUACUGUGUCUUUGUGUCUCUCAAAGCUGAAACAAACACUCUGUGUUGCCGUCCGUUUUGUUUAUGAGCACAGCAGGACGUAUAGCGAGUGAAGUAGUAGUCUAGACCCUAUACCUCAAUUCAUAUUUUGAAACUUACACUGGGCUUGGAAGCGGGCCAUGGGUUUCUCCUGGGAAUCAGUGGCACAGAAAUAAAGUGACAUCACUGACUGGGUAUUAAAAAAAUGUUGAUGAACCUGCUGCAAUUGGGGAACACAUUCCUCAGAGGAGAAAGCUGCUUAUUCGCUGUUCCAUUUGCGGACUUAUCUUAUCUCCAUGCACUCUGAGAUGACGAGAUUUACAUAAAACAUGGAGGAUCCUCCCUGGCCGUUCUGCUCCGCGGUGUAUAAAAGGACCCUGCUUAGGUGUGUGUACCGUAGACAUAUGAUUACCCAAGAGGUUUACUCCCCUCAAAAGCAAUAUGUUAGAAAUUCUGAUAUAUGAAUCAAGUUAAAAGGGAGCUUUGGUUCAUUGUAAUUAUAAACGUACCCUAUGUUUGGAAAAAGACAGGGUAACUAUGCACACACAGUCCUGGAGAGACACAAAUAAUGUGAAAAUGUUGGGAUGAAGAAGCAAAAAGCCAACCACAGCUGGGUUUCACUGGACAGUAUUGUGUGGCAUUCUCUUGUGUUUUGUUUGUUGUGUUCAUGCCUAAUGUACCCAUGUGUAAAUAUAUGCUUUUUUUGGAGUGAGUCAGAUCUAACAAUGCACUGAAUGUACAGUGACAAUAAAAUCACAUGGUUUAUGUAA
This is a messenger RNA of Gymnodraco acuticeps, 5833 nucleotides long. RefSeq names its product estrogen-related receptor gamma b (gene esrrgb). NCBI's taxonomy places the organism in Eukaryota, Metazoa, Chordata, Actinopteri, Perciformes, Bathydraconidae. The coding region runs from base 428 to 1786 and encodes 452 amino acids. Gene Ontology annotation, biological process: regulation of DNA-templated transcription. Gene Ontology annotation, cellular component: nucleus. Gene Ontology annotation, molecular function: nuclear steroid receptor activity; zinc ion binding; DNA-binding transcription factor activity. The record is from RefSeq and is a predicted model, not a curated record. The transcript has 7 exons.